AUUCGCAUGUCUCCCUGCGUCCGCGUGUGUUUCUGUAGGCGAGGACACAUAUGGUGAUGAGACUGAGCACAUGUGUUAUUGUCGCCUCCUCCAAGUUAAUCUCUGAAGGGGAGGUGUGGUUUCCUCCUUCUCUUGGAUCCCAGUACUGAAUAUUCAACAGCUUUUUGCCUCAAGCUUUCCAUCAAACGUCAGUUUUGACUGCGAAACCAUCGGUGGUUCGAUUUUUUUUUUAAUACUUUACCUGGCUUUGGUCUUCUGCUAUCUGUCUAAAAUGAGUUUCAGCAGUGACAUGGAUGAGACGGAAGAGGGGAGCAACAGAGAGUUUGAGAGCGUGGAGAUGAAUAAGCUGCGUCAGAGCCUGCGCAGGAAGAAGCCCACCUACGUGCCGGAAGCCAGUCGGCCACACCAAUGGCAAGCAGAUGAAGAGGCUGUACGGAAGGGCAAAUGCAACUUUCCUGUCCGGUACCUCGGUCUGGUGGAGGUAGAGGAGUCCAGAGGGAUGCAUGUGUGCGAAGAUGCAGUGAAAAAACUGAAACUGAGUGGGAAAAAAACUGUCAAGGCUGUGCUUUGGGUGUCGGCUGAUGGCCUGAGAGUAGUGGACGAUAAAACUAAGGACCUCAUUGUUGACCAGACCAUUGAGAAAGUGUCUUUCUGCGCACCUGACCGUAAUUACGAUAAGGCAUUCUCCUACAUCUGCCGUGAUGGAACGACUCGCCGCUGGAUGUGCCACUGCUUCAUGGCCUUGAAGGACUCGGGUGAACGUUUGAGUCAUGCAGUUGGAUGCGCCUUUGCUGCUUGCCUUGAGCGGAAGCAACGCAGAGAGAAGGAGUGCGGGGUCACGGCUUCCUUCGAUGCAAGCCGCACCUCGUUCGUGAGGGAAGGCUCCUUCCGCAUCUCCUCUGCUGGACAGCAAAGUGACCGGGAGGACAUCAUGAAACAGCUGCAGGACAAAAAGAAAGAAGCAUGUUAUAUUUCUGGAAUGCCACCUGGAAAUGCUUCUCCUCCAGAGGGAGCGGCUUCACCUGGGGAGAGGGCGGAGCCAGGCGGGCCUCACGCCAUCCCGCGCCGACACGCUCCUAUCGAGCAGCUGGUGCGGCAGGGCUCCUUCCGAGGCUUCCCUCAACUUAGCCAGAAGAACUCACCUUUCAAACGGCAGCUCUCUCUACGCUUGAACGAUCUCCCAUCAACCCUUCAGCGCAAGACGGACUUCCAGACCAAGAACCCAGUUCCAGAGAUGGAUCUGUCUUUGGCAGGAGAGGCAGACAGCAUAAACGCUCUGUGCAGCCAAAUCAACAACUCUUUCACCAAACCAUCUGAGGACCUGUGUGCCAAAGCUAUCAGCAACUGCUUGCCAGUUUGCAGCGCUCCACCUGCCAUUCCCCCUCCACCUGCUCCACUGCAAGCUACAAGCUCAUGGGUUCAAACAGAGCCUGCUGUCCAGUCUCCUGCUCCCGUGCCUCAGGGGGGCCACAAACGGACCCCAUCUGAAGCAGAGCGCUGGCUGGAAGAGGUUGCUAAAGCGGUUAAAGCCCAGCAGCAGACUCCACCUACCCUACCGCCACCACCCACUCAGCAACCUCCACCCAUGUCCACUAUUCCCAUCGCACCUGGUUCCCUCCCCACCUCAAUGCAGCCAUUCCCAAUGGCCUUUGACGUCACUCCCGCACCUGUUGGCAUGUUCGCCCAACAGCCUCUUCAACCGGCUUUUGUACCUAUGCAGGCAUAUAUGCCCACUCUGGCCAACAGCAUGACCUAUCCCAAUGCCAGUGUGCCCGUGGUGGGCAUCACACCGUCGCAAAUGGUAGCUAAUGCAUUCUGCUCUGCAGUCAGUACAGGGGGCGGAGCAGCGAUGGGAAUCGGGAUGGGGCCUAAGACAGGUACGCUUGGUGGUGGCCAACAUUCGGCUUUCCCCACCCUGCCCGGAGGUUUCCCAACCACCACAUUCGCCUCUCCUCCAACCAUCAACGGCCACCCACACAACUCCUUUCCAUCAACGGCCGCGACCACCAGUGUUACUCAAAACGGUAGUACCAUAAAAAGCGGUACUAGUUGGCCGAUGGAGAGUCUGAAUCCGAAUCCCACAGGAAGUUCCCAGGAAGCAGAGCAUUUUGAGGCAAAGUGGGCUGCUCUGGAGUCCAAAUCGCAACCGAAGGCGCAAAACCCUUUUUCGAAUGACUUACAAAAGACUUUUGAGAUUGAACUAUAAUUGUAAGGAGACUGAAAGUUUGGAACUGUUUCAUAACCCUUUCCCCUUCCCUUUUUUUGGUCUCCGAAAGGGUUUUCUUACGCUCCUGGUCUGUUUGAGGGUAUUGGUUGUUGUAAAAGAUCAUCCGGUUGCAUUUUGUGUCAUUUCGAGAGUCAGACUCAAGAUUUGGAGAACGGAAAGACAGUCACAAUGGUUCGGCACUUACGGGACAGCUUAAAAGAGAAACCUGCACAUUACUUUCACCAGUAAUGACCCUUUUACCUAAAGGAAAUGCUGAAAUUAGGGGAUGGUCAGAAUCUAUUUAUUGUUUUUAUUUGAUUAUAAUGGUUAUUUUAAAUCAGAUUUGAAUUAUUCUUGGGUUUCCCUUAUUUAUUUUUAUUGAACAGGGUGAAAAAUUACAAGUGGAAUAAAUUGGCUACUUGAAAACUGAGUCACCAAAUGAUAGAUUUAAAAAUAAUUUGAGCUACAGUAUCUUGUUGAACAAUGAGUUUACUUUGUGAUGUAAAUAGCAUGCUUUCAGUUUACUUUUAUUUAUUGCCCCUUCUGUGGCCGUUUAGUUUCAUUAAUUUCAGUCGUGACCAUUGAAGCAUCAGCUCUGAACCAAGUGGACACGAAAAGUUCCACCAACAGGCACAUUCCAACCCUGACUAUAUUAUUGACACCCAUAAUGCAAUGAAAAACUAGACCAAAAUGCCAGUGUAGUAACCUUGACCUUUGUUUAUUGACAUGGAACCUUUUCUGGAACAACUUUACUGAGGGUUAUAGUUUUAUUUUUUAUAAUAUGUUUAAGUCGACAAUAACAUUACCUUCAAUAGGAUUCAUGGGGCUUCUCAGUUAUUAAGAAUGUAUUUCAAAAACUUUUUGACCAUUCUAGGGCAUUAAAAUGACAAAAUGGGUUAGAAUGGGUAGUUGUGAAGAGCAACUGUAUUAGAAAAUAUUAGAAAAGGGUUGAAGAGGGAGGUUAUAGUGUCCGUUUAUGCAAGCAAUGGAACGACUACACAGACUCUUAAAGGGACAGAGUCAAAUGGUACCGGUCAUGCAUGUUUAAAAUAUCCCAUAUUACAGUAUCUUAAAACAUUGAAUAUGCAUAUUAGCUUGGCUUUCGUUUCUUAUCACCACUGUUUCACUCUCGCUGGUCUAAGAAAGGGAAUAAUUGUCUUUAAUUGCAGGUGAAUAAUGUCAAGCACUCUCUACACAAUAGGAUCUCAUGCAAUUAUUCUAAAAUCAAAUCCUUCUCAUUCAUGAGGUUCAUAUUUUCUCCAACGUUGUGCGUUUAGGCACAUUUAUCAUUUAAAGAGGUCAUAUGAUGCUAUUUUAAACGUUUAUUUUGUUUAUUGUGUGUAAUGUAAUGUUAAAAAAACGCAUUAUUUUUCACAAUGCGUAAACUAUUGCAGUACCUCUAUUCCCAGUCUGUCUGAAAUCCCAGGUUCAAGAAGCUGUCCUCCGUAAAAUGCGCUGUACACAAGCUAACUUUUGGGUUUUAUUGUGCAGGAAGGAACAGUGUUAUAAAUAAAUCUUAACCACUUAUUCCUUAUUUCAUCUGUUUUCUGCUGGCCAAACAAAGGGAAUUUGUUUCCGCAUCCAAACACACGACAUGAUC
Rhinichthys klamathensis goyatoka is the source of this 3806-nucleotide messenger RNA. RefSeq names its product NUMB like endocytic adaptor protein (gene numbl). The coding region runs from base 272 to 2206 and encodes 644 amino acids. The record is from RefSeq and is a predicted model, not a curated record. NCBI's taxonomy places the organism in Eukaryota, Metazoa, Chordata, Actinopteri, Cypriniformes, Leuciscidae. The transcript is spliced from 9 exons.